AUGUGUAAAGGAUUAGCUGCGCUGCCACAGACAUGCAUUGAAAGAGCCAAGGGGAUCAAGUCCAAACUGGGCGUGCUGCUGCAUAAGCCCGACAAUGGCAUCGACCUGAUCAUUCCGUACCCGGAGAAGAGCGAGAAGAAACCGGAGAAAGUCCAAAAGCCGACCCCAGAGGAGGCGGCCCAGUGGCGUGAGAGUCUGGACCUGGUCCUCAACCACAGCUAUGGUCUGUCUGCGUUCCGUAGUUUCCUGCAGUCUGAGUUCAGUGAUGAGAACAUUGAGUUUUGGGUGGCAUGUGAGGACUUCAAGAAAACAAAGAACCCCGUCAAAAUGGCAGCUAAAGCCAAGAAGAUUUAUGAAGACUUCAUCCAGAGCGAGGGACCCAGAGAGGUGAACAUUGACCACUUCACUAAAGACGUGACCCUGAGGAACCUGGUGGAGCUCUCCCCCUCCACCUUCGACGUGGCCCAGAAGAGGAUCUAUGCCCUGAUGGAGAAAGACUCCUUCAGCCGCUUCCUCCGCUCUGACUUCUACCAAGACCUGACCAACUAA
This is a messenger RNA of Knipowitschia caucasica, 549 nucleotides long. The record is from the annotation of a GenBank genome assembly. NCBI's taxonomy places the organism in Eukaryota, Metazoa, Chordata, Actinopteri, Gobiiformes, Gobiidae.